AUGAAGAGAAUUAAAUCUAAAAUUGCUAUUGCCAAGCAAAAUGUAAUGGAAAAGACAAGUAGUAGAGAGAAUACUCUUGAACCUGAAGAAAUGAAAGAGUUGGAAAAGCAAGUUGCAGAAACAAGAACAUAUGUCCGUAAAUUGACCAAAUCAAUUGAAAAGGAAACAGUUUCAACUGGUGUAAGCAUUCAAGAUGGAACAGAGUUGGCUGAUAAUUUCAUUGAUUACAGUGUUCACGUUCGUGACAACUAUCCAGAUCUAGUUGUCUUGUCUGGUAUUCUUUCAAAGAUUGGUGAAUUCCAAGCUGGUUUUGAAGACCUCAAAGCAAAAUUAAACUCUUCAUUAAUCAAUGAUGUUAGUGAUCCACUUAAAUCACUUGUUAAAACUGAAUUAAAACAAGCUCAAAUUCAAAAGAAAGAAUAUGAUAAGUCAAGAAUUGCAUAUGAUGCAUCAUUGUCAGAAUUGGCCAAUAUUAAAAAGUUAAAAAAUGUCAAGCCAAACAAGAUUCAGGAACAAGAGGAUGACACUCAAAAGCUUGGAGCAGAGUUUGGCCAAGUCGGCAAUGAGACUGCCCAACACUUGCGUGAUGUCAACAUGAUUGCAGAGUUUGAAGCUGUCGAGAAGUUGUGCGACUAUUUGGACUCGUACUAUACCUUUUUCCAAAAGGGGUACCGUUGGUUGGCCCAAAAGAUCCCCGAUAUCUAUGAAUACCGUCUCUAUGUCGAAAAGAGAAAGGCCGAGCUCGAAAAGAGCAAGGUCAGAAUGAGCAUGUUGCUCACACCCAAGCCAGACGACCUGCUCAAGAACAAGGUCUUUGGCGAGGACUUGUCGGUACUCACCAACCGCGACCAAUCUUCGAUCCCCAUCUUUGUGGCGCGUGCAUUUGCCGUCAUCCGUAGCAGACUCACCGAAGAAGGUCUGUUUAGAUUGUCGGGUACCAAGCGACUGGUACUCGAGAUGAAGCAGACGAUCGACGAGGGCAAAGAGUACAACUUGCAAGAUUGCAACGAUGUCCAUGUCACACCCAAGUGCAAGAUGGGACCUGCCAAUUUGGCCACUUGCGUCGGUCCAAACAUCCUCGUUUCACAAGUCGAUAUUAUCGUCGAAGAUAUUGCCCUUGGCAAUACUGUUAUCACCACCAUCAUCCAAAACUUUGAAAGAAUCUUUGGUGGUGCUCCAUCCUUGGAAAAUAUUUCCCUUGUCCAUCCUACUCCUCCUCAACAACCACAAGUCAAUGCUACUCAACCAUCUACCUUGUCUUCAUCUACUACUUCUACUACUACUACGACUGCACCACAAAAAAUAUCACAGUACAAGUCACCAAGUUUCAACAAUAAUCAUCCAGCACCAGGCAGCAGUCCUCCAGCGAUAUAUAAUGGUGUUCCAAUGAGAAAUAGAAAUCUUUCUUCAUCUGGUUCUACUCUGGGUGACAGUUUUGAUGAUAGUGAUGCUAUUGCUUUGACUGAUGAGGAAUAG
Messenger RNA from Cavenderia fasciculata, 1476 nucleotides. It is a transcript of the gene gacP, whose product is annotated as RhoGAP domain-containing protein. The record is from RefSeq and is a predicted model, not a curated record. Bases 1 to 1476 code for a protein of 491 amino acids. The transcript has 4 exons. Gene Ontology annotation, cellular component: cytoplasm. Lineage: Eukaryota; Evosea; Eumycetozoa; Acytosteliales; Cavenderiaceae. Gene Ontology annotation, molecular function: GTPase activator activity; protein binding. Gene Ontology annotation, biological process: small GTPase-mediated signal transduction.